Molecule: messenger RNA, 730 nt
Organism: Parathielavia appendiculata
Lineage: Eukaryota; Fungi; Ascomycota; Sordariomycetes; Sordariales; Chaetomiaceae
Exons: 1
Coding region: 14-388 (124 amino acids)
Biological process (GO): mitochondrial proton-transporting ATP synthase complex assembly
Cellular component (GO): mitochondrial matrix
Source: RefSeq, a predicted model, not a curated record
CCCACAAGCCGAGAUGACCACCACGGCCCCAACCCUCCGCUCCCUUUACCGCGCGCUCCUCCGCGAACUCCCGCCACGGCCGCUCCUCUCCUCGCCGCGAGCGCCGCUCCACCAGCGCCUGCGCGACAACUUCCAACAGCCACAGCAAUCCCACAAGCAGCAGCAGCAGCAGCAGCAGACCCUCUUGGCGGCCCAAGCCGAGCAGUACCUGGCCUACCUGCGCGCGCAGCGCACCUACGUGACCCUGCUCGAGCGCUACAACCCGGGCAUGGGCAUGGACGAGGAGGAGCGCGUGCGGUUGACGGCGAGGCGGGUUGGGAUGGAUCUGCCUGUGGAGUAUGGGAAUGGUAGUACCCAUGAAGGGCAAGAAGGGGAGGGCAAGAAUUAGAGGGCAAUACAAGCAGGUUGUGUCUUUGUGGGUCUGAUGUUAUGGGCCACCUCUGCAAGUUUAAAAAAGGGAUAAAGUACGGCGUUUCGGCGAAGGGUGUUAGCAUAUUAGGUUGGAUGUUUCUAAGGGUAGGAAGUGAUUGUUUUUGAGGGUGGUAUGUGAUAUACAGUAUGGCAAGCAUUCGGCAGGAUUGGGAUGGUAUUCUGACGCAUUGUAUCAGGGGAAGGAGGCUUAGUCGAGGUGUACCAUCGAUUAUAGAUCAUGGGGGAAAUAUUAUUCUUACACCGCUGUGCCCUUGGGCUUGCCGGACCUUCAACAACUUACUAUACAGGAAAACCGCGC